UAGAAAAAAAAAUUAAUGGAUGCAAUUUUUUAAGAAUUAGAAUUAUUAUCUAAUAUAAUUAUUCAAAUAAAAAAUAUUAAUUAAAAAAAUAUAAAAAUUACACCCAAGAAUAAUGUCCACACAUUCAAAUAUGUUAAAACUUAAAUGUUUUAGGAUGUAUAUUCUUCCCUAAUUCCUGAGACACAUGUCAAAAUCUAAUCCCAUGUGUAAAAGAUUAUCCUAUGUCUUCAUAAUAUAUAGAUUUUUCUUAUUUCUUAUAGGAUUGGAAUUUCUUAUCCGACAGUCCUUAUAGUAUCAGGAUGUGUCUUCGUGUAUAAAUAAAAUCUACUUUCAACCGUUCCACUUUUUCUCUUCUAUAGCAACUGAAAAACAAAGUAUUAAAACACAAACAUGGAGAUCCAGAGUCCAAGGAACCCUGAUGCAAGUGUUCCUGAUGAUUGCCGGGAAGAGGAUUUAAGAUGUAAUGUUUUUUAUCAACCGCUUAAAGAUCUUAUCAACAAGUUACAGGAACGUGAUGAGAAUCUUUACAUAGCCUUCUUGAAAGUUUUGCAUUAUUACGGAAUUAGAGUUAGAGAAGCCAGAGAUUUUCAUUUUCACAUUGAUGUUUUGGCAUUGUUAGUAGACCAUCAAGAUUUGAAGAAUGAGUUCCUUAAAACCAUGGUGGUUGAUUCUUCCGACAAUCAAUCAUUACCGCCGUCAUCAUCAAUGGAGAACGCUCUCAUCGUCUGUGAGAAGAAGGACGAUGUAGCUUUGCAUGGCUUGAACCGUGAGAAAGAAAGAGAAUUGGCAAAACAGGGAUUUGGUUAUUUCAAGAAAGUUCAACAGAAACUAUCUGAGAAGAGCUAUUUGUUAUUCUUGGGGUGCUUUUGCAGUUACAGCAGUGGAAAGAUCAAUAAAGAUGCCUUAGAGAAAAGAAUUAAUGGUAUGUUAGAUGAGUUUCCUCAACUUAAAGCUGAGUUCAAGCUUUUCCUCAAGAACUGUGAGAAUGGUGAUUGGUUUUGGUCAGGAAGUGCAGAGAGCAAAGACACAGAUGAAGAACUUGAAAUGGGCAAAGAGUACUGCAGUCCAAGUUAUCGGUUAGCCGGGAAAGAUGAUCAUCAUUCAAAAAGAGCACAACAUGAACUGUCAGAAUUACUGAAUGACAGAUGGGUUUGUGUGAGUUCACAGUCAGAAAAUGAUAAACCACAUAAAGAAGAAACACAUCGAAUUCAGAAGGAAGAAAUCGAGCUGAAACGUGAAGAGGAUAGGUAUGAGGCAGACAUGCAAUUGAGCUGGUUAAGAUCUGCUGCUGAAUAUGCAACAAAAUUAUCUGAAGGUGCUAAAGAAGAAGAACUCGAUGGAUUAUCCAAGAUUCAUUUCAAGAGGUGCAUUCAACAAUUAUAUGCCGAUGAUUGUGAUGAUGUAUUAGAAAUGUUUCAGAAAAAUCAAAGCCCUACAUUGGCUGUCGUAUUGCCUCGCUUGAACCAGAAAAUAAAGGAGUUGACAGUAUUUCGUGCAGAGCUGCAGGAGAUUUGGGCUCAAAUGCGUUAGAAUGAUUUCAUGUUAUGUUUUAAACUUGAAUGUCAAUCCUGUAGUUUCACUUUACAUACAUAAUCUUAAUGGAAUUAAAAGUUGAA
Molecule: messenger RNA, 1616 nt
Organism: Ricinus communis (castor bean)
Lineage: Eukaryota; Viridiplantae; Streptophyta; Magnoliopsida; Malpighiales; Euphorbiaceae
Product: paired amphipathic helix protein Sin3-like 1
Exons: 1
Coding region: 391-1530 (379 amino acids)
Biological process (GO): negative regulation of transcription by RNA polymerase II
Cellular component (GO): histone deacetylase complex; chromatin
Molecular function (GO): transcription corepressor activity
Source: RefSeq, a predicted model, not a curated record